GGCGGUGAAACCCGGACACAGCUGUGGUUCUGCCCAGCAGGCGUCCUGCCACGGGUCGGCCAGGUGCCACUGGCUGCACGGGUCGAAUGAGACCAGAACCAAACCGAAGCAGCGCCACGUGGCGUCAGUAAGGUGGGACAAAAUUAAAUAAAACACCAAGGCAUGUUUUCCAGUAAUGAAAUAUGAGAACGUAUGCCUGACGUUUUAAUGCUGGCGGACAGAUUUUGUUAGAUUAUUUUUACCGUAAUGUUUGGACUAUAAGCUGCUACUUUUUUUCCACGCUUUGAACCAGGCGGCUUGUUGCCCGGUGCGGCUUUCCUGUGGAUUUUUCUUCGACCACCAGGGGGCUCUUUAGCAGGAAGUGAAUUAUUGGAAGUCAAAAUUGGAAAUCAGAAAAAAAAGCGCUGAUUUUCAUUUAGAACAAGUACAUGCUAGCAGCAGGCACAAGGGGGAAAUGUUUUCAAACUCAAACCCGCUCAUCAUGGAAACAACACCAAGGAAACAACACCAAGAAGUUCAUAAAACGCAGCUUUUAAGUUGAAGGCUAUCGAUCUGGUGGUGAACGAAUCCAUGGCUCGGCGUUGGAGACGGAGGGAUGCGUCCUUAAUAAAUCCAGCAGAUUUAUUAAGAUGGAAAACAGAGAGCAGUAGAGAUACCAGCAGCUUAUGGCUCAUAUAUGUACGUUUCCAGGUUGUUUUAAAAACUUUGUGGCUGCGGCUUAUAGUGAGGUGCGCUCUGUAGUCCGGAAAAUACGGUAAUUGGAUUAAGAAUCUGUUGUAAUAAUCCCUAACUAAUUUAGUAAUUUAAUCAUUAACUGGAGUAUAAACAGUCAUAAAAAGGCAGAUUGCUGAAAGAACAACAAAUUCAGAGCAGUGUGGCAAUUUGUACAAAAAAUAUAAGAUUUGUAAAAAAUAAAUAAAUUUCUACCCAGAACACCUCAAGUGUCCGAGUUUUAGCUUCACACAAUUCAAAUUCUGUAAGAAAUAAUAAAAAAGAAAUAUUAAGCACUUUUUGACAGACCAUUAUUUUAUGCUUUGUUAUUCCUACACCAUAUUGAUGUUUAGUAAAACAGUUGAAUUUUUGAAUUGUUGAUGUAAAACAACUAUUUUUUUAGCAGCAGAUGCUUCCUUUGCAACAAAUGAUCAAACGUUCACUAACGGAAUAAAAAAAUAAAAGGAUUUUUUCUUAAGAGAGGAAUAAUUGAUUAUUUGCAUCUAUUAAUGCAUUUCUAAUAUUGUAUAAAAGGCGUAAGUGUUUAAAUUAACCUUCUAAACAUUUUUAGGUGCAGUUAUUGAGACAUUCUCCCUUCAUUUGUUUUAAAUUAUUAUAGAAGGAAUCGUAUGAUCAACACUGCAAAAACACAAAACAUUAAGUAUUUUGGUCUAGUUUCUAGGGAAAAUAUCUAGGUACACUUAAAAUAAGAUAAAAACAACUUACAAGUAACUUUUCAGCAAGAUAUAGAAGUCAGUCCCUUAAUAUUGACAAAAAACGGCAGAUUAUACCACUUAGAAUGGGAAAAUAUCUUAUUAAUGAAGAAAUAUUCCAGUGGAAUUAGUAUUUUUUAUAUCAAUAUUAUAAUUCAAAUGUUAGACGACAAGUAGAUCAUUUCUGUCAUAAUUAUGUUCUGUUAUUAAUAUUACAUUUUAAUUGUUUACAGGACUGGAGGACUUUACUUCAUCAUUAGAAAGUAUUCCCAGCUGUUAGUGGACCGACCGUUACUGGUGCUGCUGGUUUGUGCCGUCCUGCUGCUGGGAUUGUCACUGGCUGGACUCUUCAUUGGGCCUCUGCCAGACUUCUCUGAUCCGCUUCUGCUUUGCCAAGUCCGGCGCUGUCAGCAGAGACAGUAAUGGCAGUCAGCUCGCCUCCAGAGGUCGUCGUAUUAAGAGGAUGCUGGCUGCUGACUUUUCUCUGGACACUUUCCUCUGUGAUGCUCCAGGCGAGCGCUACGCCCAGCUGGUGUUUCGAUCCGAAAACUCAGCCAGUCUCUGGAGCCAGAAGGCCAUCCACGCCAUGUGUGAGAUGGAGCAAUCCAGGAUUCGGUCCCAGGCUCAGUUCCAGGACCUGUGCCAGCAGCCGGAGACCGUGGAAGCGGAGGGAACGCUGAGAAGAGGCUGCUGUCCAAGCUGGUCUUUGGGGAAUUACUUGGCGGUUCUCUCCAAUGCCUCCUGCUGCCUCAGCCUUACCUCACAACAGGUCUCAGAGUCUUUGAAUCUUCUCCGGAAAUGUGCUCCAUCCUACCACCGGGGAGAUCUGACCGCGGCCUGUGCAGAGAGACCCAUGCAUGGCGGCUGCUCCUCCGUUCCCUCCCGCUGUAAACAAUCCCGCGUUGUGUUCCAGAUCCUGCACUUCCUCGUUGACAAAGACUUUCUCGGCCCUCAGACCGUUGAAUACCAAAUACCGACGCUGAAGUACAGCCUUCUGUUCUUACCCGUCCAGAAAGGAGAGCACAUGAUGGAGAUCUACAUGAAUAGCCUUGAAAGAAGAGAUCUGACGUACAAUAACACGACCAUAACCGGGAUAGACUUUGGUAUCAAGAAGACGCUGUUCAGAUAUUACUUGGUGAGAGAUUCGGUGUUCCCGGUCCUCGCUGUUUUAUCCCUCUUGUUCACCAUGGUUUUAUAUCUCCAGUCCUUCUUCAUUGUAGCAUUAUCUGUUCUAGCAAUCACAGCCUCACUCCUGACCUCGUAUUUCUUCUAUAAAGUAGCUUUUCACAUGACUUUCUUCCCCUUGGUGAACCUGGCAGCAGCUCUGAUUCUCUUAGGAAGUUGCUCCAAUCAGGUUUUUAUCUUUACAGAUUUCUGGAAUCUGCAGCUAACGCAAAACCCUUCAGCCUCCCUGGAGAAGAGAGUAAACAGAGCCUUACAGGAAAUAGGCUAUAUUAUCGUAGCUUCAGGCUUGACCUCCAGUGCAGCUUUUUUCUCUGGUUAUCUCAGCAGCAUCACAGCAAUUAGAUGUUUCUCUGUUUAUCUGGGGACUGCUUCCUUAAUCAGCUGUCUGCUGGCGUUAGUGUGGAUACCGUGCUCUUUCAUCUUGCUUGAGCGUUCCAGGAAGGCACCCGCUGCGUCUGUGGUGGUGCAAACGUGGAAUCCACACUGCUCCAAAAACCUGGGUGGCUUCUGGGAAACGAGUUCCCGUAAGAGGUGCAUCUUCAGCAUGGUGCAGAAGCUGAGGGAACUGAAAAGAGGCCUGUCAGACACCUCAAACCUGCUGUUUCUGAAAAUCCUACCCUGUGGGGUCGUGAAGUUUCGCUACAUCUGGGUGUGCUGGUUUGCAGUUCUUGCUGCCGGGGGGACGUACAUGUCCUGCGUUGACCCGGGCAUGAGGUUACCCACCCUGGACAGCUGGGUUGCCCAGCUGUUCCGCUCCAGCCACCCUUUUGAGAGAUACGACGCUGAGUACCGCCACAUGUUUAUGUUUGAGAGGCAGAGGAAUGGAGAGGACAAACCUUUCACUGUUCUGCUCGUUUGGGGCAUCAAACCGACUGAUAAUGGAGAUCACUUUAACCCACAGAGUAACGGCUCCCUGGUUUUUGACCCUGACUUUAACAUGAGCAGGCCGGACGCUCAGGUCUGGCUGAGAGAUCUGUGUGGAAGGGUUCAGAACCAAAGCUUUUACUCUGCUCCAACACCAGAAAAUAAAGAUGUCAUGACGGAUAACGUCUGCCUUGUGGAGCAGCUGGUGCGCUGGGUAUCUGUCAGGCGCUGUUCAGGAACCACUGAUGCCCUUCAUCUCUGCUGUAGCAACAUCGCCUUCCCUUUCCCUCCCAGCGUUUUUGAAAGCUGCCUGAAUAUGAUGCUGGCAGAGAAACACGCUGAGAGCCAUGUGCCUCGUAGUGGAGGCCUGUACUUCCUGCCAAACGGCACGGCAGCUGCCCUCGUUCUGGAGUUCCAGACCACCUAUCUCUACAGCUUCAACUUUAGCAGAACCAGUGGUUUUUACAGGGAAAUCCUGACAUGGUUCAACAAAGAAAUAUUAGGAGCCCCACAAGGGCUGGAGAAUGGCUGGUUCAUCAGCCAGUUGUCUUUGUUCGAUCUACAACAAUCUCUAAGUUCUGAGACUCUGGUGGUCGCUGGGUUCUCUGUAGCUCUCACGUUUAUUCUGCUGCUGCUAACAACCUGGAAUAUCCCACUUAGUUUAUAUGCAACUGUUGCAGUAGGAGGAAGUGUGUUUGUCACUGUUGGACUCCUCGUCCUGCUUGAGUGGCAGCUGAGUGGCGUAGAGGCCCUGCUUAUAUCCUCCGCCGCAGGGCUUUCUGUUGACUUCGUAGCCAACUUUUCCAUUUCCUACAGCUUAGCUCCUCAUUCGGACAAGAUAGGAAAAGUGGCACACUCUACUAAAAGAAUGGGAUGCCCUGUAGCAAUAGUUUCUGGUGCAUUUUUCUUCAUGGGCAUUGUCAUGCUUCCUGCCACUGCCUUACAUUUUAGAAAAAUAGGGAUUUUCCUGUUUCUGGUGAAAUGUGUGGCGUGUGGAUUUGCAACCUUCUUUUUUCAGUCCCUGUGCUGCUUUUGCGGGCCACAGAGAAGCUGCGGAAGAAUCACGCUGCCGUGUUGCUUGGAGGACACAGACGGCGUGCUGACCUCCUGCGCCGAGCCUGGCCCUUCGCCUGCUGCCAACGGGGCUUUUGGCAGAUCUAGAGGGAGGCGGAGUUAUGACAAAGAGGCAGGUGGUUACCUCUCCCCCGACCACCAGCGUCAGCACAGACACAAACAGACCAGUGGAGGAGGAGGCGGUUUGCACAGGGGCGCAGAGCAAUACGAGCUGCAGCCUCUGGCCUACCGCCUGAGCGACAGCUUUGAAAACAGCACCUGUACCAGCAAGCUGUCCAACCAGCCCUCGGUGCUCUCAGAUGAAAUUGAGUUUUGUGGGGUAGAGGUGAGCAAGAAGGAUUUGGAUCCAGCCCAACCAGCCCUUCAAACUUCAUCCCCUUACAGAGAAAAUACCCUCCGCCAAGCAGGCCAGGUGGAAGAAGAUGUAGCUACUGGAAAUCUGCUGUGCAAAACCUGCAGGGGUCAAUCAGUUGUGGGGAAGCAAUGGAGCAAUACGUCUUACUCCUCAUCAUCGAGCAUAGAGGAAACCAUCAUCAGCCACACAAUGGAGACUACAGACCAGCAGUCGUUCUGGAAGGAUGAAAAUACCACAAAGGAGGGUCACAAUCAGCACUUCCAGUCUCAGAGCUCCUGCGAAGGAUUGGAGGACUCCUGCGAAACAUGUCUGACUGACAUUGAGGCGGGGUCUUCAAACCCACAACAGGCGGAUGGAGAGACGGCGGCUCAGCUGCAACCAGGACACCUCAACGGCAAGAGAGACAUGCUGAGGCUCUCGCUGAAGGAAACGGUUUACGAGACGAAGGACCGCAGCAGCCGGAGUGAAGAAGUGGUCAUCUUACCCAACAGCAGGCCAGACCUACCAGACGUCUGGAUAAAGCGAGACGGACAGCGGGAGGAUGCACGUUGAGCAACACGACGCUGUGGAUUCGCAGACAUCCAGGACAUUUCAACAAUAAGUGCUUGAAUUGAAGGCAUCAGGACUUAUUUCCUUGUUUUCUGAAGACAUUUUACUGCUCAUCUUCUGUUCAGAUCGAGGGUUAGGACUUCAAAACUUAGAAGACGACAGCUGCGUUUCCAUUAACUAUAUAAUUGCGGAUACUUGGAAUAUUUUGAAAGGUUUUAGCGCUAGGAUAAGACGUUUUUUCGGCUGUAUCUAAAUUAGUUACGAUAUAAACACUUCUUUCGCAUCACACGAGUCACAUGACCAACGACCGGAUGUUGCCACUGGCGUAAACCACAAAGAUGACAACAGGAAGUCGUUGAAGGAUUGUGAUUUUUAAUGACUUAUCACGUGAACAAACUUAUUAAUUCAAUUUCUUAAUAAAUGGCGAAAUUCUGCUGUUUUGACAUUAGCAGAUUAUUGAGAAAGUUUUGCUCACAUUUGUAAUGAAAACACAAUAGAAUCAUGAAGGUCUCGAAUCCCUGAUCCACCUGUAUGUCCUACACUGUAAAACAUUUGAAACUGGUUUAACUUCAAAAUUAAAGUCCGCCUGUUGCCUUGAAAAUGCAAUUCAUGUCAACAAGAAAAUCAUUUUGGUUUUAACUCAUAAAUUAAUAUUCAUUAAGUUCAUUUAACAAGAGAGAAGUUGUGUAAGCAUUGUUUAUUAAGUUCAUUAAUCUUGAAUUGUGAGUUUCAACUUAAUGCUGCAAUUUAAAACAGAUAAUUAUUUCACAAUAUGCAAGACAAAACUAUCCUCUCCUAGUUAAAGAGACACAUUUUCCUAUUACUUUACUCACAAUAUCAAGUUAAAAUAAAUAAUUAUUUUACUUGCAUGAACAAAAUUUCUGAUCUGAUAAAUUUUAUUAAACGUCACAAUGAAUUCAGCUCAAAAACAUUGUGAGUGAACAGGAUAUUAAAAUGAACAUUUGCCUUAAUAAAACACAAGAGUCAGAUCAACGUAACGCACCAAUGUGCAGAAACAUGCCGCUAAGCAUUCUGGGAAAUAGUCCCCACUCCUGUCUUUUUCUUCUUCCAGUUUUUUAAGCGCUAACCUAAAAACUCUAGUUUAUUCAACUCUUGGAGGUUUGAUUAAAUUAAUAAAAAUAAGUUAACAUAAGUCUAUCUUUCACAAACACACAUUUAAGUUCAAAUUCUAAAACUGGCUAAAUUUAUUUGACUUAAAGAGUAGAAGACAGUAGACUAAAUGCAGGUCAUCUGUUUUACAGUGUAUGAGUUGUUUGGGUCGUGUUCUGACUCAACAGUUCAUCUACAUCUCAAACACAUUUUGGGCAGAAAAGAUUUGUGCUUAAAGAUAUAAAAGAAGAAAGAAGAUGGCUUCAGGUUUAAUCUCUCUAACACCUACCCAUAAUCUGAACAUUCCUUCAGUAAACAGGAGGAAAAAGUCAAUCUGCCUUCUGCUGAAGCACUUAUGAUCACGUUAAGCAACCUUUUCCAAACACUGUGCAUUUAUUGCUCUUAAUUUAUAAAACCUAUUAUAUUUAUAGAAUUACAAAAUCAUGCAAAAAGUGACCAAACAAGGAAAUAUGGGCCAACUGCAAAUGUAUCGAGUGACACCAUGUUUGUUUAAUGUCGCUUUAAGGUCGUCUGUCUGUUGCAAUAAAGUCAUUCACAGAAAUGGGUCAAAUCAAAUCAUAACCUUUGACCCCAGCAGAGCAUAACAAAAUCUGUUCAGGCACCAGCAGAAAUCAAGACUGUUGCAUGUUUAUCACUGAAACCUUGAAAAAAGUAUUUUGUGCUACUGAACCUGGACACUCUGAAUAUCUGACAUUCACUGAUUCGCUUUGUAUAAUUUUGUUGUUCCUUAUUAUAUUCAUGCAAAAUCUUGUUCCUCAAAUAAGCUUUUAAUACUAACCAUUUUUUUUCUUUGAAAUUUCAAAGUUUGGGCUACUGAAUACAAAUUUCAGCUUCUUUGUAGGAGUGGGUUGGUAUAAAACAGCAGAAAAGUGCUAAAAUACUGUUUACUUACUGUAUAUUCACUGCUGGAAAAGUUACAUUUUACUGUACAUCAUCACUGACUCCGGUAUGAAACUAUAUUUAGGUUUUAAAAACUUUUCAUAACCGACCCAAUGGUUUGUUAUUGACCCUUUGCACGUGACGUCACGGUCUUCAGAACUCGGCUCGCUCCGCCAUGAUGGACGUUAAACAACCAAUGCGCUCCAGUUAUGCCUGUCAAAAUCGGACAUCUUGUUAGCCUACUAUCGCUUUUAUUUAGUUUAUUUGGCUUUAAAAAUGGUCAUAAGAUGUUGCGCAGUCGGCUGUACAGAUAAGGGUGAAAACCAAACUUGUUAUUUUAUUGCAUAACUUUUAAUGAGGAAACUUACGGCAGCAAUGGAUAGCAGUUGCCAAUAGAAAUGACUGUCAGCCCUCGGUGUAACCGCGGAUUUGCAGCGAACACUUUUUACAAGGUAAGAAGAUUAACGUUCAUAUACUUUAUAAGUAAAUACGAUUAGAAAGAUAGUGUCCAAUAUUGCAUAAUGGCGAAGGUACGCGUCUAACCAUUAGUAACCAUGGAAACAAUACCCACCGUCAUGUAGCCUAGCAUGUAGGGGAAAAAACUGGUUAGCAUCUCGUCUUUGGUACGUUUUUAAUGCUGCUCCGGUGCAAAGGGAAACGCUGUUUGUGAUAUAGUAAUAUAAACCAUGUGUGGUGACUUCAGGCACGCAAAAGGAAGCAGGUAUGAAUCGGUUUCUAAGCUAGCUAUUUCCAACCUGUAAAUGCCGCCGUCUAUAUAAGGCCCAACCAGGUGUGUUACGUUCACAUACAAAUUAGCCCGACUCGAUCAAGAAGAAGCCACAAAUUAACUGGCAAAAGCAACUUAGGAAAACAAUUUCAGUUGCUUUAUUCAAUACCCCCAACGUCCAUCAUGGCGCCUCGAAUGAUUAGUGACGCAGUUGCAAACAGUUAAUAAAUGUUUUCUAUUAUACGGAGCACAGGAGUGCAGCCUUGCUCCUCCCCCACACAUUGCUGCUCACGCUGACUCCAAUAAAUUUCCUAUAUGUCUCCGUUUACUUACAAUCAAGAGAAAUUGGGUUAUUUUGGAUGUUUGUCACUCUUAAAAUGCUAGCUCAAAAUUACAGUUGGGACGAUAAUGUUUGCUAACCAGCUGACUACAGCCUCUACAACAGCAGAUACCUUUACUCCCUGUAUUACUCCACAAAACCUGUGCAAGUUUUUGUUCCAAAUAAAAGCAAUAUAGAUUGUUUUAUGUUUUAAAAUUAUAUAAUUUAUUGCUUAUAUUUAUAUUUAAAAUUGGAUUACAUACUCAAGAUAAACUGACAUUGAGUAUCCCUUAUGGCCAUAAGCUAACAACUUUUAAAAGCAUAUCUUUUGUACAUUAUGGUGUAAUUAUGCCUUAAUUAUAUGUGUAGCAUGUAAGGUUUUCUGGUGAUAUCCCUAAAGCCAUUUAUUAUUAUUAGAAGUCUAAAACAAUCCAAUGCAAUCACUCCUGGAACAAUUUACUAUAAAAAGUGCUCUUUGUCCAAAAGUUGAUGUUUGUUAUUGAGUUGGUGCUUUAACAUUUGGAAGUGAUUUUUUUUCUCUCGUUUUGUUCAAUUUAAAUAAAGCUGAUGCAGACAGGUGGUUGAUGUCGAAUCAGAAAACCAGAUGUGGGAUUUCUGUUAAAGAAACGUUCAGCAGAUUAAACAUCUGAGGUUUUUGAUCAAUCAAAUCAGAAAUCAGAAAAGAUCAGGAAAUUUGGAUAUCCUGACGGACUUAAAUAUAAUAAUUUGUGAUUAUUUGCUCGUCACUUUAAAUCAUAAACAGAUUUUAAAUAAACAAAGUUAUUUAAAUAAAAAAAAAAAUCAAAAGUAUAUUUGGACUUUUGGUGAGGAAAAUGAGGCUAUAAUUUAAAUUUAUGCCAGGGAAUUGUCAAAUCUUUCAUUUUUUGUCAAUAUAAAAUAUCUAUUUUUAACCAAUGCAAAACUUUAUUGGUGUUGGAAAAGUAUUUGUCUUUGCUUGUUGUUUGUUUGUGUAAAAAAUGUGUUUUGUGUUCCUCUAAAUGACAUGAAGUGUAAAAACAGAGGCUUUAAAGUGGCUUUGAUCGUGGUUCAGCAUGAGACCUUGGCAAGACUUUCAUAAAAUGUGCCUCUGAGUUGUUAAAGCUUUUGAUGCCAUAAGUGUGAUUAAGUUUUUAGAAAGUCUUUGUUCUAGCAGUCAGCAGAAUGACCUGCCUUAAACUCAAGAAAGAACAGUCCGGCUUUUUAUCUUGUGGUGGAAAAACACCUCAGCUGCACCAUCAUCACAUCCAGCUGUCUGGGUUACCACCUUUUCACAAACCUGAAAUAAAACUUUUGAUUCA
This is a messenger RNA of Gambusia affinis (western mosquitofish), 9805 nucleotides long. RefSeq names its product dispatched homolog 2 (Drosophila) (gene disp2). The record is from RefSeq and is a predicted model, not a curated record. The transcript has 6 exons. Bases 1888 to 5454 code for a protein of 1188 amino acids. Lineage: Eukaryota; Metazoa; Chordata; Actinopteri; Cyprinodontiformes; Poeciliidae.